AAUUGUUAGUGGGUAACAGUUGGAGCUUCUUCACAUGCUAGCACCCGAAUCCCCGAUCUAGAGCUUAGAAUAGGUACCUACUAAGCUCUAGCUCGGCACUCGUGAACACAACCCAAAUCAACUACGCAAUGCUCAUUCCCAAUAAAAACAUCAACCUUGGAACAACCGACCACUGUUCCUCCCUCACUUCCUCUUUUCCUUCUCCUUCCUUUACUUACUCGUAGUGUCGCGAGAAACGGCGACAUAUAACAAUGGAAUCCGUUUUUCUGUAGUCGCUAGCUUACCCAACCUCCUUACAUAUGCCUUGCUGACGGUUCGGCACGUUUCCCCCAACUGGUGGUCCCGACCGAGCCAUCCGCCGUGAGAGAAUGCAGUACAUUCUGCGAGUACCCGUGGCUGUGUUUUCCUUACUGCUGGAGGUCUUUCUUUUCUGGCACAGAAAACUCUGGGGACGAUGGACUUCGAAAAGUGCGGCAGACGAGUGGCUCGACGCGUUGCGCAAUGCCGAGGUAUACGAAGAGUGGGAACAUGCGGCGUUACAGUUGGAUAACCUCAAAGAACUGAACUUAUGGCGCAACAAUCCCUCAUCUCGUCAUUAUGAUUGGAUGCUCAUCAACAACCGUCUCGAUUCCAUUAUUGAGGCACGCGAGAAUAAUGAUAUGCAAUCUUUACUCGACCUUGUGCGAUCCGGUCUAGUUCGUAAUCUCGGUAACAUUACGUCUCCGAGACUGUAUAACCGAGCGUUUGCCGGAACGAAAUAUCUCGUCGACGAGUACAUUACCCAGGUGGCUGGCGCAAUCGAAGAUAUCAAUCACCGCGUCGCCACACCGCUUCACGACAAGUACACUCAUACGUAUGCGCUCUCGACCCAGCGAAAACUCGAUUUCCUACAUGAUUCCAGGCAGGCUUUCGGUCGAAGUACACUAGUGCUGCAAGGCGGUGCGAUGUUCGGACUCUGUCAUCUCGGCGUUGUGAAGGCAUUAUUUCUACGAGGUCUACUUCCGCGGAUCAUUACGGGCACAGCCACCGGUGCGCUCAUCGCAAGUUUAGUAGCCAUACAUACCGAGGAUGAGCUACCCCACGUGUUGAGAGGAGAUGGAAUUAACCUAUCGGCUUUCACAGCGCAUGGGCAGCAGGUACACAGUGGUCACAGCGAUUGGACGCCUUUUAUUGGAUCCAGCUGGGAUACAUUACUCCGGAGGAUCUUUAGAUUCUGGCGCGAAGGGUAUUUCCUCGACGUAAAAGUUUUAGAGGAAUGCGUAAAAGCAAAUGUCGGUGACUUGACCUUCGAGGAAGCGUAUAACAGGAGCAAGCGUGUAUUGAACAUCACCGUGGCCACCGAGGAACAAGAGGGAAUUCCCGCAUUGCUGAAUUACAUCACUGCCCCCAACGUGUUGAUCUGGACCGCGGCUGUCGCAUCCAAUGCAACGACUCCGUCGCUUUAUGGGAGCAAGCGGACGACGGUACUAUGCAAGGACGUAAGUGGAAAUAUCGUGCCUUGGGCGCCAGCUAACACAUUCCCCCCACGGACGCACCCGUCGAAUAAGGAGCGCAAGUCGCCGUUGUCGCGUGUCGCCCAACUUUUCAACGUCAACCAUUUCAUCGUGAGUCAGGCGCGACCGUAUCUAAUCCCUUUUCUUGAAUCGGAUAUGCAUGGGCCUUCGUUGUUCACGGCCCGACACAAGAGGGCGCAGAUGACCGGUCACUUGUUCCGGAUGGUGGGAUUGGAGGCGCGGCACAGACUACGGCAGCUGGAUGCGCUUGGCUUGUUACCAGCUGGGAUAAGACGACUCCUUGUAGAUGAAGAGGUUCCAUCGGGGUCAAGCACGACAUUAGUGCCUGAGGUUGCGACGCGCGAUUUUGUGCGACUCUUACUCGAAACGCCCACGCGCGAAGCCCUUGACUAUUGGAUCUUGCGCGGUGAACGCAGUGUUUGGCCCGCUGUAUGCGCGCUCACUGUCCGAUGCGCCGUUGAAUACGAGAUCGAAAGCGCAUACCAGCGCGCACGUAGUUUGAAGGCAGGAGGACUCAGGCGCAAGUCGAGUACUGGAGGAGGAAUGGCGAUAACAGUACCCGUAGAUGUAUCUGGCGGGAAAAACAGUACUUCCCCAGCUACAGCUCCCACCAGCCCUAGCAGUCUAUGGCAAAAGGAAUUUCCUCAACAACCACAACAUCAAGGCGCAGGAACUACCGCAGCAACAGCAACGGUGAAUUAGGAAUUGAACGAGUUGCGAUCUGCAAAAGGAGCCGCGGAAGAGGAAGACAUUACCGAGAUUGAGGUGCGCGGUAAUAUGGGUUACCAAGGAAGGGAAAGGAGCUGUGGAUGCGAAACAAGAAGCGAGAGAAGCAGAAGCAAGUCAGCCUUGGGACAAAUGCAUGGUCAUCCGGACGAUGCUGCCCGGGUCCGACCUGCGUGGCCGC
Molecule: messenger RNA, 2421 nt
Organism: Hypoxylon trugodes
Lineage: Eukaryota; Fungi; Ascomycota; Sordariomycetes; Xylariales; Hypoxylaceae
Exons: 4
Coding region: 369-2216 (615 amino acids)
Biological process (GO): lipid metabolic process
Molecular function (GO): triacylglycerol lipase activity
Source: RefSeq, a predicted model, not a curated record